Seminavis robusta is the source of this 874-nucleotide messenger RNA. The record is from the annotation of a GenBank genome assembly. Lineage: Eukaryota; Bacillariophyta; Bacillariophyceae; Naviculales; Naviculaceae.
AGUUGAUCAAGGACCAUGGCAGCAUCCCGAUACUCUCUCCAAGGUCAACGUUUGGAGGCUCAGACCUUCCCCUCUCCCGGCCAUGUCCCUGCGACUUUCUCGAGCCGCUCGCGGUGUUUGAUUGAUAUGGAUAGUGUCCUCAUCGUGUUGACCGAGGGCGCCAACAACGAUGCUGCGGCUGAACAACCAGCUCUGGCAUAUCAGCGCAUGCUGUAUCGCCUUGAAAUAGGUCUUGCCGUCCGUGGAAACGUUGCAUUUGCCGACGAGUCUCAAAGGACAACAGCCGACUGCGAAGAAAUUCUGACGAAAGAAUUGAACGCAUUGACCAAGUGGCAGAUUGUUGGUCUACGGUUCCCUUUUUGGACGAAGGAAACAAACACAAGACAAAGUAUCGUCCUUGUGUGAAGCUUUAUGGAGACCAGGAGGGUCCUGCUCUCUAUCUGUCGGUCUAUAUGGGAGCUCCCCGAUUCUCAGAAUCAGUGUCUCGUCCCUGGGAAAUCUACGUGAUGGGUCCGGGAGACCUUGCUCCUGCAUCAGCUCUGGAUUCAGCUGUGGACGUAAGCAAGCUUUGCGGAAUGCCUCAAGAGUUCCAUCGUCCAGGGGAUCAAGUGCACGGGAAGCAAACUUGGGAUUCGUUCUUUCUCAAUAACAAAGACCAGCGUUCAGUACUGUCCGCUGCUCACCCUGAAAGUUUGCGCGAGAAGAUCGUUCAGACUUUGGUUGAAAUGUUACGACAAAACCCUCGAAAAAUCAGAUCAGUCACGGAUCAUAGAACCGGCAUACGAGUACCGAUACCGGUAUGCCACACGUCGUACCAGUACAGUCGUACAGUCGUACCGUAUUUUUUAAUUAAAAAAGUCCGAAUUAUUAUACA